This is a messenger RNA of Arabis nemorensis, 267 nucleotides long. The record is from the annotation of a GenBank genome assembly. NCBI's taxonomy places the organism in Eukaryota, Viridiplantae, Streptophyta, Magnoliopsida, Brassicales, Brassicaceae.
AUGAGCUCAGUCCAUGCUGCUUCAGUCCUUGUCUUGUUUCUUCUCUUGCAUCUCUCUGAUUCUCGUCACAUCGACAAUGCUCACAUCACAAAUUCUCGGUCUUCGCAUGUCAAGGAUCAGAAUCUCAUAUCUGGCUCGACAUCUAAAGAGCCGCCGGUUAGCGUUUCUCGGUUUGUGCCGGGUGCAGUGAAGCACCGCCAUCGUCGGCCGCCACUCUUCUUUGCUGAUUAUCCGAAGCCGUCCACUCGGCCUCCACGUCAUAACUGA